AUGAAGCAUGAAGGAAGAAAAAAAGAAUAUUUCAUGAGUAUCCUCAAAUUGCUUAAAGCAAUGAGUUGGAAGUGGUAUCAAAGUGACAGUAGCAUUAAAAAGCAUUUCCAUAAUGAUGAUGUUGGAUUGUUAUGGAAGAAAAAUGGGGAAGAAAGAAUGAAGAAAAGUCAUAAAAACAAGAAGUGA
Messenger RNA from Clunio marinus, 186 nucleotides. Lineage: Eukaryota; Metazoa; Arthropoda; Insecta; Diptera; Chironomidae. The record is from the annotation of a GenBank genome assembly.